Messenger RNA from Arctia plantaginis, 516 nucleotides. NCBI's taxonomy places the organism in Eukaryota, Metazoa, Arthropoda, Insecta, Lepidoptera, Erebidae. The record is from the annotation of a GenBank genome assembly.
AUGAGAAUCAGCCGUAAUAAGACUGGAGGAGGGAAUUGCUACUUUCCACCUGACGAAGUCCUGGACAAAGUGGCAUCUUUAUUAGGCAACACAUGCACAGGUUUUUCUGUGGAGUUUGGUGGGGAUGCCACCAUUCCAAACGUUUCUUUGGUGAUGGCUGAAAUAGAGAAUGAUGUAGAGGUGAUAUGUAAUGAAACGCUAGAUGAUGCUGAUGGUACUUAUGGUGGAGGUGGUGAUAAGAGGGAGGUGUUGAAAGAAACACAAUUACUUGAGACACCUCCCCCCCCUAAACAUAAAAUUUUUUACAUAAGUAAAGCUAGUGGCAGUGGUGCAUUGGCCAAGCGGAAACAAAGGAUGGAAGAGGAAAAGUGUAAGGCCCGCAUUAUGAGGGAAAAUGCUCUUACCGAAUAUUUAGUUGUUAAGAAAAGAAAAAUCGAAUUAGAAAAUGAGGAAAAGGAGUUACAUAUAGCUAAACUUAAGUUAGAAUUAGAUAAGGCUAGAUUAGAAAUGUUUUAA